AUGUGCGAAGUAGCUCGGGCUUCCUCGCCGUCGCCAAUUGUUUCGCUGAACCGGCGCCUCGCACAGUGCAAGGAUGAGCACCGGUGGCCCGAGGCACUGGCACUGCUGCGCCAGUCCCGCAGGACCGGCCUCGAGCCCACCAUCGUCACCUACGGGGCCGCGGCCACAGCCGCGGAGCGACCACGAUGCUGGCAACGAACGCUUGACCUCCUGGAGGAGGCGAAAGACCAGAAGUUGCAGCUGAACGUGGUGACGGCCGGCGUGGCAAUCAGCGCAUGCGAGGCCGAGUCGGGCUGGCAGCAGGUCAUCCAUCUCCUGGAAGGUGGAGAAGCAAGUGGCCUAGAAGGAAGCCUCGUGGCCUACAACGCCUCCAUCAGUGUUUGCGACAAGGCGGGUGCGUGGGCAGAUGCAGUGGGCCUGCUGUCGACAGCCUGCGCCCGGACUCUCAAGGCGGAUCGCAUCACCUUCACGUCCGCCCAUGGGUCUGCGGGACGCCGGCAGAACCCCGGGCCUACAGAAGCCCCGCCCCCCAGCCACACCCGGCUGUUUUAUGUCGCCCUGUCCUUCGCGGCUGCCCGGGCCUGCGAAGCGGGAUCGGCCUGGCGACCGACGCUGCAGAUCCUGGGAUCGAUACUGGAUGAGCUCGCCGCUUUCUGGUUGCAGUGGGCAAGUGUCCCCGCAGCCCUCUUCCUGCUCGGCCACAUGGCUUCACAGCAGCUGCCCCGGGACACCGCUGCCUACAACUCGGUCUUGAGUCCUGGACGCAUGGGAGCCCACGUGGAGGCCAAGGGAAAUCUCAUAGGUGCAUUUCACAAGCUCUGCCAUCAGCGCUUGCGGUGCGGCAUGGAGGCCCCUGCGAGCCGGGUGGAGCCCAACGCCAUCACCUACGGCACAGCCAUGAGCGCGUGUGACAGGUCUCUGGAGUGGCGCCAGUCGUUGCAGUUACUCGAGGAUGCCCAGAACUCCUCGCUGGAGCUGGAUGUCGUCAUGCUCAACGCCGCCAUCAGCUCUUGGUCUGUAGUAUUCGAGCCCAAGGAAGGUGUCGUGGUGGCGACAGGCAGUGCAGCUGCUCGAGGAAGUGAGACGAAGGGACAUGCAGCCAAGCCAGAUCACCUUCCAUGCGACGCUGAGCUCCUGCGCAACUCGGACACAGAGUAG
Messenger RNA from Symbiodinium natans, 1158 nucleotides. The record is from the annotation of a GenBank genome assembly. Lineage: Eukaryota; Dinophyceae; Suessiales; Symbiodiniaceae.